This is a messenger RNA of Cucumis sativus (cucumber), 3450 nucleotides long. Its product is annotated as homeobox-leucine zipper protein ATHB-14. The transcript is spliced from 19 exons. The coding region runs from base 531 to 3218 and encodes 895 amino acids. Gene Ontology annotation, molecular function: lipid binding; DNA binding; DNA-binding transcription factor activity. NCBI's taxonomy places the organism in Eukaryota, Viridiplantae, Streptophyta, Magnoliopsida, Cucurbitales, Cucurbitaceae. The record is from RefSeq and is a predicted model, not a curated record.
AUUUUUUUUUGUUCAUUUAUCAUCAGCCACAUUUCUGUCUGUCUGUCCUAAACCUGAGCCUCUGCUCCCAAUUUACUCCCUCCAUUUUCCCCCCUCUUCUCUCUUGUUUUUCUUCAUGAAUUUUCACAUCACAGUUUGGGAAAAGCUUCCCUUGUUCUCUCUCUUUUGAAACUCAAAACCAAAGAGAAAAAAGAAAAAAAAAAGAAAGAAAAGUUGAAUUGAAGGAUUAGCCCAUCUGCCCUUUCAUUUGCCAUUAGCUGUUUGUUUGUUUGUACUGCUUUUCUCUGUCAUGUACAAACCCACAAACACAAAAACACAAAUUCCCUCUUCCCCUCAAACCUUUUUUCCGUGGGUUGAUUUGAUUUCUCUCUCUCACCCUUUUCUUAGAAAUCCUCGAGAUUAGUGUCUUUGAUUGAGACUUCCAUCACUUCCCUCUUCCUCUUCUUCUCAUUCUUCUCUCUAUUUUUGGGUUUUUUUUUUAAGCAGAAACAGAGAGUAAUAUUAGCAUCUGAUGGAGAGAGGAGGCUCUCAUGGUGAGAGCCUGCCUGAGAACAACAAAAACAACAACAAACAGCAUCAUCAUCAAACCACCAAAGACGAAGAACAAGAAGAACCCACCACUCAAAACCACUUUUGUUAAACAUUUGAGAUACCCAUUUCCAUUUCACUCCCAAAAAGGCUGUAGAAUAAAGCAAACAAGAGAUUCCUUGAAUAAGCAGAUGGAUACAAGCAAGUAUGUGAGAUAUACGCCUGAACAAGUCGAUGCAUUAGAAAGGGUUUAUGCAGAAUGUCCGAAACCCAGUUCGUUGAGGAGGCAACAGCUCAUUCGGGAGUGUCCCAUUCUCUCUAAUAUUGAGCCUAAGCAGAUCAAAGUUUGGUUCCAAAAUCGCAGAUGUCGUGAAAAGCAAAGGAAGGAAGCUUCUCGUCUUCAAACAGUUAAUAGGAAGUUAACUGCGAUGAACAAGCUGUUGAUGGAAGAGAAUGACCGUUUGCAGACGCAGGUCUCUCGUUUGGUUUACGAGAAUGGAUACAUGAGACAGCAACUGCAUACUGCAUCUGGAACAACCACAGACAAUAGCUGUGAGUCUGUGGUCAUGAGUGGUCAACAGCAUCAACAGCAAAACCCAACUAAGCAUACUCAAAAGGAUGCUAAUAACCCAGCUGGUCUUCUUGCGAUAGCCGAGGAGACCUUGGCAGAGUUCCUUUCCAAGGCAACAGGGACUGCUGUCGACUGGGUACAAAUGAUUGGGAUGAAGCCUGGUCCGGAUUCAAUUGGGAUUGUUGCUGUUUCCCGAAAUUGCAAUGGGGUAGCAGCACGAGCCUGUGGUUUAGUGAGUCUUGAGCCCAUGAAGGUGGCCGAAAUUCUCAAAGAUCGUCUGUCAUGGUUUCGUGACUGCCGUUGUGUUGAUGUUCUAAGUGUAAUCUCUACAGGAAAUGGAGGGACCAUAGAACUCUUAUAUAUGCAGACAUAUGCACCUACAACUUUAGCCGCAGCACGUGACUUUUGGACUCUUCGAUACACUACAAGCUUGGAAGAUGGCAGCCUUGUGAUAUGUGAGAGAUCAUUAACAUCGUCUACUGGUGGUCCAUCAGGGCCCCCUCCAUCCAGUUUUGUAAGAGCUGAAAUGCUUCCAAGUGGGUACCUUAUUCGAGCUUGUGAGGGUGGUUCUCUUAUUCACAUUGUCGAUCAUGUUGAUUUAGAUGUUUGGAGUGUUCCUGAAGUUCUAAGGCCCCUUUAUGAAUCGACAAAGAUUCUAGCUCAGAGAACGACCGUUGCUGCCUUACGCUAUGUUCGGCAAAUUGCUCAAGAGGCGAGUGGUGAAGUUCAGCUGGGUGGGGGCCGCCAACCUGCUGUUUUAAGGACUUUCAGUCAAAGACUUUGUAGGGGUUUUAAUGAUGCAGUAAAUGGAUUUGUGGAUGAUGGUUGGUCGCUUAUGGAUAGCGACGGAGUUGAGGACGUGACAGUUGUUAUUAAUUCAUCUCCAAACAAAUUCCUCGGUUCACAAUAUAACACAUCAUUAUAUCCUACUUUUGGAGGUGUAUUAUGUGCCAAGGCAUCAAUGUUGCUCCAGAAUGUUCCCCCUGCUUUGCUUGUUCGUUUCCUACGGGAGCAUCGCUCAGAAUGGGCUGAUUAUGGAGUCGAUGCAUACUCUGCUGCAUGUCUUAAAGCCAGUGCAUAUGCUGUUCCGUGUGCAAGACCUGGUGGCUUCCCUGGUGGUCAGGUCAUUUUACCACUUGCACAUACGGUUGAGAAUGAGGAGUUCUUGGAGGUUGUUCGGUUAGAGGGCCAUGCUAUGUUCCCUGAAGAAGCUGCUUUAGGAGGACGGGAUAUGUAUUUAUUGCAGCAGCUGUGUAGUGGGGUCGAUGAAAACACAGUUGGUGCCUGUGCUCAGCUUGUAUUUGCACCUAUAGACGAAUCAUUUGCUGAUGAUGCUCCCUUGCUGCCGUCUGGUUUUCGUGUCAUACCAUUGGAGUCCAAAGCAGAGAUGCCUGGGGCUACUCGAACUUUGGAUUUGGCAUCUACUCUAGAAGUCCGACCUGGGACUAAUCGCCCAGGAUGUGAAACUGAUGUUACAAACUACAACCUUAGGUCGGUCUUGACUAUUGCAUUCCAAUUCACUUUUGAGAACCACAUGCGGGAUAGUGUGGCUGCUAUGGCAAGACAAUAUGUGCGAACUGUUGUGGGGUCAGUUCAAAGGGUUGCCAUGGCUAUUGCUCCCUCGCAGCUUGGCUCCCAGAUCGGUCCAAAAAGCCUUCCUGCCUCCCCUGAGGCUCUCACAUUAGCUCAGUGGAUCACACGAAGCUAUAGAAUCCACUCAGGGGCAGAGCUCUUUCAAGUUGAAUCUCAAUCUGGUGAUGCUAUAUUGAAGCAGCUUUGGCACCACUCAGAUACAAUCUUGUGCUGCUCUGUCAAAACAAAUGCAUCUCCGGUAUUCACAUUUGCAAACCAAGCUGGACUUGACAUGCUGGAAACUACCCUUGUUUCUCUUCAAGAUAUAACGCUCGAGAAGAUCCUCGAUGAUGCUGGUAGGAAGAUACUAUGCUCCGAAUUCUCCAAGAUAAUGCAACAGGGAUUUGCAUACCUUCCAGCAGGGAUAUGCGUCUCGAGUAUGGGCAGACCGGUGUCGUAUGAACAGGCUAUUGCCUGGAAGGUUCUGAAUGAUGAUGAUGUCCAUCACUGUCUGGCUUUCAUGUUUGUAAACUGGUCCUUUAUGUGAUCGAAAAAUGGGGUUAGAUUGGGUUAUUUAUUUACUAAGUUGUUAUAAAAUAUCAAUCAAAACAAAAAGAUUAGUAGAUGUGAAUGUAAUUUGCAGGAUUUGAAGGUUAACUUUAAUGUGCAUUGUGAUUUUGUUUUUGGUUAAACAUUUGGUAUUAAGCUAUUAUGGGAAAAGGCUCAUUGCAUCAAUGUCUCCAAAUAGACCAAUUCAAAUAUGGUUGAAAUUCGGCUUA